UCGGAAUAUAAUCAUUGCCAAAAAAAUAUAAAAAAAUGAAAAUGUUAGAGAAAUUAUGUUGCAUGCGGCUACCUACGGCCGGCAAAGUGCUUGGCUGGUUGGGAGUCAUUGCAGCUAUCUUGGGUUAUAUACGGAUUGUGUUAUUGAUGAACGGAACUGAAGUUACCGUGGUUGUUGGAGACACUAUACAGAAGCAAUAUGUGCAGAUAGAUGCUGUGACCGGAAGCAUUGCUUUGGUUAUAAAUUCUUUGAAUUUACUUAUCUCCGUUCUACUCUUAUUGGGCAUCCAAAAGAAUCGUCAUGGCUUAGUAUUGCCGUGGUUGAUAUUCAACGGUUUCGUUUUGGCACUUUGCGCAAUUGCCUUUGUACUCGCGAUAAUAGGAUUCUUCGCAUCAGGCGAUUCUACCUUACUGGCACUUUUAUUGGGCUAUUCUCUUGGUUUGGCCCUGGGAAUCUAUAUCUACCACGGAAUACUCUCGCUUUACUACUACUUAAAGGAAAACGGUGGCCCUCAGGGUUCUUGGCCGGCUUAGAUAUCAGAAUACACUGCAGAUCCAUAAAUAUAUUAACUACGCCAAAAGAACAAAAAAAAAAUAUCCACUUGUGCAUUUAAACAUUCAACUUUUUUAUCUUUGCUACUUAAUCGUACUGGACAAUAUGCAUAAAUAUUUUAAAAACAAGUAUGUUUUGCAUUUAAUGCAUUUAUAAAUUUGACAUAAUUAUUUUCGCUAUAUUAUUAUAAGGAAAAUUUGAAAAUAUGCAUAAAUGUU
Drosophila willistoni is the source of this 770-nucleotide messenger RNA. RefSeq lists its product as uncharacterized. Bases 36 to 533 code for a protein of 165 amino acids. The record is from RefSeq and is a predicted model, not a curated record. The transcript is spliced from 4 exons. NCBI's taxonomy places the organism in Eukaryota, Metazoa, Arthropoda, Insecta, Diptera, Drosophilidae.